AUGGCUGUAGCUGAAGCAAUGAUGCCUGCCAUUACUUCGUUUUCUAGUUUUCAAGCCAUGGAAGGAAACCAGUUUAACAAUCCCUGCAAGGUGGAUGAGUGUAGAAGAGACAGCGCAACAGGUGGCGCAGAAAACCCGCUCAUCGAAGUGGAGUUCAGCAUUGUGCAGUCUCCUGCUCCCGCAGAUGACGAUCUGGGGAAAUUAUUAGACUUCGAGUUCAUUUUGGCAAACACUAUCACCUCCGAAGCUGUGAGCGGCAAUUACAGCAACGGCAACAUUUCUCCGCAGCAGCAGUGCGUGUAUUCUCUGCCGGAAUCUCCGGAGAGCUGCAGCGGUAGCUCGGCUCCAGACUGCACUGAUCACCCUGCUCCUCAUCUGGGCGCGCAGAGCUACCACGGCACGGUUGCCUUCACGGGCUCGAGCCCUGUACGCAGUCUGAUGGCGGAGCUUCUCACGCCUGAGAUAAGCUACCCGGGGGAGAGUUCACCGGACAACGCAGGCAAGAUGAGAGACGUGCGGGAAUACACCGAACUGCGAGCGUUAAAUCCGGUCACCAUGCCAGCUGUUCCCGCUCAUCACGAGGUGGCCGCAUCUCCUUCAUCGCUUGGAUACAAAAUCAAAUCCGAGCCCGUUGGUCAGUCUUGUAUGAUGGCUACUGCUCGGGACUUUAUGGGACAGAUGUAUGAAAAACAUCAGAUGCGCUCCGUGCACCCGGCAGCUUUUACGCACCACCAGGCUGCAGCUCCAGGUGCAUUGCCGGGCUUCGGUGCUCACUCCAUGCAGCGCCCUUCGCCUGAGGGACGCACAGACUGCCACUUGACUCAGCUGAACUCUCAUCCCCAUCAUCCGAAUCAACACCAACUCCAAAGCCAUUACAUGAAUGCUCCCUACCAACCACAGUACGCGCACCAGAGUGUGCCUCAGUUUCAAGGACAAUACAACAUGCACAGGGAGCCCAUGCGCGUUCACCAGCAGCAUCAUCCAACUUCGAUGCAGGGGAUGAUGCUCACUCCUCCAUCGUCGCCGUCGUUGCUGGAGUUUUACGUGCAUGAUGAAGCUGGGAGCACCAAGCAGAAGCGAGGACGCAGGUCGUGGGCCAGAAAACGCGCCGCGACACACAACUGCGAGUUCCCUGGUUGUGGGAAAACCUACACCAAGAGCUCCCAUCUUAAAGCACACAUGAGAACACAUACAGGUGAGAAGCCCUACCACUGUAAUUGGGAAGGCUGCGGCUGGAAGUUUGCCAGGUCAGAUGAGCUGACCCGUCACUUCAGAAAGCACACUGGCCAUCGACCCUUUCAGUGUCACCUGUGUGAGAGAGCUUUUUCACGCUCAGAUCACUUGGCUCUCCACAUGAAGAGGCACAUGUAAGCCCCUCUUAGACUUGUGUGUCCUGGGCCAUCGUGGGGUCAUGCCAGGAGCAUGAGGCUAGAGUUGGCCAUUCACCAUUUGACAUUUCUGCAUCUGGCUCAAACCAGUGAACUCUGGACUCUUAGUAGGUGCUGUGCCUUAAAAGUUAAAGCAAGUUAUCUUACUUCAUUGCGUUUGAUCCCCUGAGGUACCAAAAUGUAUACG
Molecule: messenger RNA, 1575 nt
Organism: Scomber japonicus (chub mackerel)
Lineage: Eukaryota; Metazoa; Chordata; Actinopteri; Scombriformes; Scombridae
Gene: klf17
Product: Kruppel-like factor 17
Exons: 3
Coding region: 1-1371 (456 amino acids)
Biological process (GO): regulation of transcription by RNA polymerase II
Molecular function (GO): RNA polymerase II cis-regulatory region sequence-specific DNA binding; DNA-binding transcription factor activity, RNA polymerase II-specific
Source: RefSeq, a predicted model, not a curated record